UUUCCGUUUCCUUGACAUACAGAAACGUCGACAGUAGCUUGGUGGGCCAAAACAUUUAGAAAAAUAUAUUUAACUUUCAAGGUUAGUGAAAUUAGAUGUUAUUAUUACACACACAGAUGUAUAUAUUCAAAGGGUUUAUAAUACUAUCAACUCAUGCAUGGGGUGUGUCCCUCAUCGGGCAGUCGGUAUCGACAUCCUUUGCUAGCUAGUCGGUUAGCUAAAUUGCUAACGUUAGCUAUCUAAGUGACGUAAAAAAGCUAUCGUCGUUUGCUUGCAGGCUAGCUUAAAACGGUCUUAUUUUGCUGUUAGAGAACAGCAGGUAGAUGGAGAUAGACUAAUCUAAACUAUAUAUAAGUAUGUGUCCAUGUUCGUGCAUUAUUCGAUUCGAGUCAAUAUAGCUAGCUAACGUUACCUCGCUAGAAAAUCAUAACAUUUUAUUCGUCACAUUCUAAGUAAACAACACAGGUGUAUACUAACAGUGUGAAAUGCUUAACGUUACUUACGGGCCAAAUCAACAAUGCAGAGAGAAAGAAAAUAGAGAAGUAAUAACGAAAAUAAUAAAUACACAAUGAGUAACGAUAACUUUGUUUUUUUGUACCGACAACUUGGCUAUAUACACGGGGUACCAGAACCGAGUCGAUGUGCCGUGUUACGAGGUAAUAGUUAGAUAUGUACAUAUAACUAGGAAUAAAGUGACCUGGCAACAGUAUAGAUAAACAGUAGCAGCAGCGUAUGUGACGAGUAAAAGGGUCAAUGCAGAUAGUUAAAUAGUUAACCAAACAGCUACUCGGACUAACUAUGGCUUGGGGAUAGAAACCGUUCAGGGUCCUGUUGGUUCCAGACUUGGUGCAUCGGUACCGCCGUGUGGUAGCAGAGAGAACAGUCUAUGACUUGGGUGUUACAAACUUUAAUACAAGCCAAACGUCCCUAGUUCCAUAAUGAACAUCCAUUGCAAAAUUAUAAGCCACAGGCAGACCGCAAGCACUGUAUAUCACUGCUGUGUUGAAAUGCCAUUUCAACCCCUCAAUAACACACUCUCCCCCAGCCAGGGCUUGUGCCUGAGUCCGGCGUCUGUGAAUGGAAGUGGAGAUAGCGUUCGAGAUGGGUCCUGAGAGAAUCUUACCAAACUCUGAGGAGGAGCUGGGUCAGGAGCGGCCGUCGGAUGGUGGAGUGGGCGGGGAGUGGAGUGGAGAGGACAUGGAGGAGGACGAGGGCGGUGUGGGAGAUGAGGAGGAGGAUGAUGGAGGUUACUAUUACCAACCACUAAACCAGGACCCUGAUGGACUAAAUGCUGCACCCGGGGACCAGCCUGAGGAUAUGCCCCCAGUAGCAGAGCAACUGCAAGAAGUCCAGGAGAGAAUAGAGGUAUCUAACCCUAUAUUCUGAAUAUGAUCUGUGCAGUAUUUCAUUCAGUGUCAUGUGUUUAUCAUUUGGACAAAAGUCUGUAAAAUGUCAGUUGUCAUAUUGCUUGUCGAGACAUUGAUAAAACGUAUUUGAUUUCUCCACAGUCAAUGGGCUUACAUCUUCCCCAGCCCCCUCCCUCAGACAGUGAUGAGGAGGAGCCAGAAGGCGCCGCUGCCCAGCGCAGCGCAGCCUCCAUCCCCAUGGAUGAAGGUGAGGAUCCAGCCUUGCUUAGUUCAUCCACAGUACCCGAACAUACGGGGGAUACUCAUACAGCCUUAGGACUGACCAUAACUAUUACUACUCCUUUAUGGUGUUGCUCAGAAUGACUUAGGAUCAUUAAGUCUCCAUGUAAUGCUCACUCUCAAUGUAAUACUUUGUACUGAUGUCCACUCCUCUCCUAAAGACCACGUGGAGCUGGUGAAGAGGACCAUGGCAGCAGUGGCCCUGCCCUCUCUGGCUAUCCCGACCUGGGCUCAGGAGAUCUCUGACGACCAGUGGAAGGAUAUGGUCCAGCAGACGCUCCAGACUCGCCAAAGCUCAGAAGGCCUGAUGCUAGAGCGCAAAUAAGACUGAAUUGCCUCCUUCUCACAGUCUGUCUUUAACUGUGCCAUGCAUUUCACCAUCACACUUACCCCAGGGGAGUCUGAGCUAAGGUCCUCUGAGCGGGUCAUGAGUCCUAGGUGUCUCAAUUCUUAAGAUUUGAGAGAAAUUGUGAAAACCCAUCUGUCCAAUUCCUAUUAGAUUAGGAUAUCUCUCCUGAAUAUGUGUUUGAAAGGAGCCUCUGGGUACUCACUACUUCUAACCUAGAGGGCGGCAGGUAGCCUAGCAGUUAAGAGCGUUGGGCCAGUAACUGAAAUGUCGCUGGUUCGAACCCCCGAGCCAACUAGGUGAAAAAUCUGUCAAUGU
Molecule: messenger RNA, 2310 nt
Organism: Coregonus sp. 'balchen'
Lineage: Eukaryota; Metazoa; Chordata; Actinopteri; Salmoniformes; Salmonidae
Source: the annotation of a GenBank genome assembly